Protopolystoma xenopodis is the source of this 660-nucleotide messenger RNA. Lineage: Eukaryota; Metazoa; Platyhelminthes; Monogenea; Polystomatidea; Polystomatidae. The record is from the annotation of a GenBank genome assembly.
AUGCAUUCGGCUGCCCGGCCGUCCGUCCGUCCAGGCGUCAUAGCAACCGCGCAACACCUUUUCACUGCCAACUCGUCUCGGCCAAUCAACGGCCGCGUCGACCAGCUCGGAUCAGCGCGAUCUCGGACACCGGUCGGCCGGAUCAGGCCCAACAAGCGGCUGCCGUGUCAGCCACGAGAAGACCGGCCGUCGAGUCCAGCGCUACCACGAGACCCCCCAACCGCGCCACAUGCCCUCCGUCUCGCGGUCGCGGCCAUCACUCGACCGUCUCUAGGCAACCGCCGUUUGCCCACUCUUGCCUACAGACAUCCCUGCCGACUCCUCGUGAAUCUCUUUGUCGGCCAGAAUGGCCCAUUUCGAGGCCCUGGAAGGAGCACAGCAACUGAAAGUUCGGGCUGCCCGACGCCGGAAGGGAUGGAGGUGAGGUCGGAUUGGAUGGGCAAAUCGGGUCCAAAUUUGUUGACUUCGAGGCUCACCAACGAGCGCCAAGUCUGUCGGUCUCGAGCUCAUUUGGCCAACGUCCACUUUCGCUGGGUCGCUGAUGCCUCGUGGCCGCAUCGCCGACUCGAACCAUCCGAAUUGACAAGACCACCUUCCGGCCGACCAGGUCGCCUGAACGGAGCCGGAAUGGAGGGUUUUAAUCGGCACGGAAUCGAAUGA